UAACAUAACUUGGGCGUGCAAUGACAUUCGCAAGCCAGUGCCAAUUUGUGAGAGUGAUUCUUCUGCUGAUUUUACUCCCGACCAGGCCUGUAUGUGUUUCAAACAGAAGGUUAAUUCUUUUUUGAUAUGUGAGGCAUAACCUUUAUAAAUUACCAACCACCCCUGAAGCUUUGUCUUUUGAAAUUAUUAUUCUGAAAAAUCUAGACAAAAUGUCAACAGAUGACAAAGUAUUUAAAAAACCAUUUGAUGUUGUAUCCAAAUCUUCAACAGAGAAAGGAGAUGUCAAGCCUCAGGCUGCUAGUAACUUACCAAGCACUUCUAAAGGAAGCACAGGUGGUGGUGAAACACUGAAAGAAAUAGCUAAUGAAGAACAAGAAGUUGAGAGGAGAAAGCUACAAAUGCUUGUAUCAGCGUUUAGUGAGGAACAGUUAAACAGGUAUGAGAUGUAUAGAAGAGCAUCUUUUCCAAAAGCAGCCAUAAAAAGGUUUAUGCAGAAUGUUACUGGUGGUACAUCCGUUCCUCCUAAUGUGGUUAUAGCUAUGGCUGGAAUUGCCAAAGUGUUUGUUGGAGAAAUCAGUGAGGAAGCUCUUGAUGUAAUGGAAAGUUGGGGAGAUAGUGGUCCAAUCCAACCACGUCAUCUUCGUGAAGCUGCUCGAAGAUUAAAAAAGAAGUCACUUAUACCAAGUUCCAACCAUCGAAAGCCGAAAUUUUAAGCUGCGAAAAUUAGUUAGAGGUCUGCUCCCUUCAUGUGCUGAUUUUAUGUGAUUUAAAUCACUAACAUAAAAUAAAGAGUGUCAAAUCUCUGUGGGGUGAAGAAAUCUUUUCAAAUGAAUAAAACCCAAAAUGACCAGUGACGCAGAUGAAGGACACCCACCUUGCGUAGAGAGAGCUUUAAUGUUAAUAUUUCUCAAUUGUUCGAUAAAGACAAAACAAUACUGCAACUUCACAACCGACAUGUAUUUAACUAUGUUUGCGUUAACAUGAGAUGAUUAAAA
Molecule: messenger RNA, 995 nt
Organism: Hydractinia symbiolongicarpus
Lineage: Eukaryota; Metazoa; Cnidaria; Hydrozoa; Anthoathecata; Hydractiniidae
Product: transcription initiation factor TFIID subunit 11-like
Exons: 4
Coding region: 210-713 (167 amino acids)
Biological process (GO): RNA polymerase II preinitiation complex assembly; transcription initiation at RNA polymerase II promoter
Cellular component (GO): nucleus; transcription factor TFIID complex
Molecular function (GO): protein heterodimerization activity; transcription coactivator activity
Source: RefSeq, a predicted model, not a curated record